GUUCAUGCGUUCCUGCUAGGUCGCAGACGGAUGACGCAAUCGGCGCGCGUCUGUUUUGAACUGAAUGAAGCAACAUGGCUCUGUUUCCGUCCUGCGCUGGACUGUCAGGCAUUAACAGCUCUGCUGAGGAUAGAGCUCCAGCAGAUCUGGAAUGGCUGAGUAAUCAGAGCUUCAACAGAGAAGAUGCUUUGAAGACUCACCAGCGUGCCACAGACAGAGUGCAAGCAGAGGAACCAGCAGGCACAAGUGAGCAGAAGCGGAAAGAGAGAGAAGAUAGCCAUGGUAGAUCGAAGAAGAGAAAGAAAAAGAAGAAGAAAAAACUCAAGAAGAAGAGCAGAGAUAAUUCUGAGAGCAGUGGUUCUGAAUCCGACACCAUUUACCCCAGCGACCUGCUAAAAAAGGACAAUGCCGACAGAGAGGAAGCUCAGGUUCGGGUGAGCGAGACCUUUAUGUGGCUGGAUGACCUCCAGACCCCCACUGACUCCCCCUUCUGUAUCGACAGGAGAGCUGACCGUGCCAACUGGGAAUACAAAUCCCUUUAUAGAGGAGACAUAGCCAGGUAUAAGAGGAAGGGAGACUCAUGCCUAGGUUUGGACUUUAGGAUGCAGGAUGUAAACUGGGCCGACAAAGGCCCAAAGAAGAAGCGGCUGGUCAAGAAACCUGAGCGCUAUUUUUGUCCUUCCACCCUUCAGCGGCUGCGGUCAGAUAGUCUGCCAGCUUUGCCCAUACUCUCUGAGGGCAGUGCCGCCACCUCUGAUUCAUACAUCAAGCUCCCAGCCUGCAGUGAAGAGCAGGGCUCUUCCACCCAGGCACCUGUAUCAUGGGUCAAUCCGCUCGGCAUCUAUGACCCUGGAACCUCUCUGUGGUUGGAGGGCAAGGGUCAACCGGAGGCCAAGGGAGAUCAGCAGGGCGUUAAGGUUCAAGGAAGCAGCAGCACCCUUCUGAGCGCACGGGUGGAGGAGUUUAACAGGAAGCUACGGGAGAAUCCUACAGACAUCCAGAUGUGGCUGGACUUCGUACACUUCCAGGAUGAGCUGGCCUUCGGUUCUGGGUCUUUCUCUGCUGACAGUGACGGCGACAGUGACAUGAGAAAGAUGUCUAUUCGUGCUGUGCUGGAGAAGAAGCUGUCCAUAGUGGACAGGGCGGUGGAAAGUAACCCGGCCAACGUGGACCUGAAACUGAAGAAACUCUGCUUGUGCAAGGAACUAUGGGAGCCUGCCAUCCUGCAGAAAGAGUGGAAGAAACUAGUGUUUGUCCAUCCAAACAGUGCCCCUUUAUGGAGGAAGUACCUCCUCUUCACACAGAGUCAUUUCAGCACUUUCUCAGUGUCAAAGGUCAACAGCGUAUUCGGAAAAUGUCUGAGCACGCUCAGUGCAGUCCAGGAUGGCAGUAUGGUGUCUCACCCUCCACUUCCAGGCACACAGGAAGGCCUCUUGGAUAUCUUCCUACAGCAGUGCCAUUUCCUGCGGCAAGCAGGUCACACAGAGAAAGCUGUGUGUCUCUUCCAAGCCCUGCUGGACUUCACUUUCUUCAAGCCAGACAGUGUGAAAGAUCUACCCACUAGACAGCAGGUGGAAUUUUUUGAGCCAUUUUGGGACAGUGGAGAGCCCAGGAUAGGGGAGCGGGGGGCUCGGGGAUGGAAUGCUUGGAUGCUUCAGCAGGAGAGAGGAGGAUGGGUGAUUCCACCUGAGCCAGAUGAUGAAGAUGAAGAAGAGCAGGAGGAGUCAGAGAUCAAAGACAAGACCAGGCCUAAAUGGAAGAUCUGGUUAGAUGUAGAGACGUCCCGUGAGGCAAACAACUGGUUGCCAUGGAGACCAGAUAAAACCAAGGGCCAAUCAGAAGAGGACUGCGAGGACCCCGACAGGCAGGUAUUGUUUGAUGAUAUCGGCCCAUCUGUGAUUCGUGUGGACAGACCAGAUCUCCAGCUGCAGGUGAUCCUGUCAUUCCUGCAGUUCCUAGGUCUGCCUGGACCUUCAGGAAGGUUUUCUACAACCUCUUCCUCAAACAUUCUACUGGAUGAUCUCACCUUCCUUGAAGAGGGCCCAGACCAGGAGCGACCUCUGACCUCUUAUGACCUCCCAAUGGCUGGGAUCUGUGCAGUGGGUCACAUGACAUUUCUGAGUGACUGCAGGAGGCAGGCUGGGCUGUGUAAGGCAGGGGAGGAGUUUCUCCAGAACGUUCUACAGCAAACUCUACCGCUCGUUUCUGCACAGGAUCAAGCUGCUAUUACUCUCUGCUGGCUGCAGUAUGAGAAACUCAAGGUGCUGAGAUGUUUACGCAGUGGAAAUAAAAGGCAACUGAAGUCUCAGGGAAAGCGUAGUAAACGACUAGCGAAACGGCUCCUAAAAGAGCCCGAUAACAGGGGAAGUCUGGCACUUUGGAGAGAGUAUGCCUAUCUAGAGUGGCUUCUGGGUAACCUGGAAGAGGCGCGCAACGUAUUUGACACUGCCUUGGGUAUGGGUGUAUCUAGAGGUCUUAAUGACCCUGUUCUCUGCAACCUCUGCUUUCUCUAUGCCCAGUUAGAGGUAGAGCAGGCCUUAAGUGGUGGGGCAGCCUCCACUUCCUCCAAAGCUGUCUACAUUCUCACUAAAUUAGCCGAGGGUGCUGCUUACACUCCUUUCUCUGGCCAGAUCAACCCAGUGGCCAUAUUGAAGGCCAGGAAGGCCUAUGAGCAGGCCCUGUUGAGCUUUUUACCUGAGCAGAGCACAGACAGCGAUGCUGGAGCUCCAAAGAAACUCUGCAGGACAUCCAGCCUGGUUGGAUGCUUUGGGCUUUUUCAGUACCUGACAAUGGGGAUUGAUGCAGCUGAUGCCGUAUACAAUCAUGCCAUCCAAAAACUGAUUCCCACCAACUUGAAUUCAGAAGUGACAGAUGAUUCUCUGAGGAGAUGCAAGGUCUUUGCAGACUGGGAGUCUGUUGCUGUCCAGCGUGUAGCACUGCUACGUCACCACACCAACACCAAUGUGUUUCCUCUUUCCCGGCUAAGACUGGCACUUACAGAUGCCAUCUCCUUACUGCCCUCCAGCGCCUUGUUAUGGCAUCUCUACCUGCAAACAGAGAACCGCUAUCACAGCGCAGGCCGUGCCCGAAGGUUUUUCCACAGUGUGGCAAAGAAAACUGACAGUGUUGUGCCUUAUCUAUUCGCCAUCACUGCAGAACGACGACUCAAACAGCUUCUGGACUCGCAGAGGUCUCGUCAUCCUGGAGAAGCUCUCCCGGGCCAGUCAGUGAUUGGUCUUAGCAACCGUAUCCGCUGUCUGUUUGAAACUGCUACAGCAACAGAACAUGGGGCCCAUUGUCCUCUGCUGUGGAGAAUGUAUCUGAACUUCAUGGUAUGUGAUGGGACUGCAGAGAGUGGCAGUGGAAUCUUCUACAAGGCUCUACAGGAAGUGCCCUGGGUAAAGGGCUUGUACAUGGACGCCGUGCAGCUGUUUCCUGAACGUGUGCAAGAGAUUUUAGAUCUUAUGACUGAGAAGGAGUUACGUCUGAGAGUGCCCAUGGAGGAGGUGGACAUCUUGCUGGAGGAGUAGCCAUCCAAACCCUUACCACAAUACACUAGAAAUCAG
This is a messenger RNA of Rhinichthys klamathensis goyatoka, 3566 nucleotides long. It is a transcript of the gene nrde2, whose product is annotated as NRDE-2, necessary for RNA interference, domain containing. Gene Ontology annotation, molecular function: protein binding. Gene Ontology annotation, cellular component: catalytic step 2 spliceosome. Gene Ontology annotation, biological process: regulatory ncRNA-mediated post-transcriptional gene silencing; negative regulation of RNA catabolic process. The transcript has 14 exons. The coding region runs from base 75 to 3530 and encodes 1151 amino acids. NCBI's taxonomy places the organism in Eukaryota, Metazoa, Chordata, Actinopteri, Cypriniformes, Leuciscidae. The record is from RefSeq and is a predicted model, not a curated record.